Aquila chrysaetos chrysaetos is the source of this 9596-nucleotide messenger RNA. RefSeq names its product integrin subunit alpha 8 (gene ITGA8). Gene Ontology annotation, molecular function: integrin binding. Gene Ontology annotation, biological process: integrin-mediated signaling pathway; cell-cell adhesion; cell adhesion mediated by integrin. Lineage: Eukaryota; Metazoa; Chordata; Aves; Accipitriformes; Accipitridae. The transcript has 30 exons. Gene Ontology annotation, cellular component: external side of plasma membrane; integrin complex. Bases 133 to 3306 code for a protein of 1057 amino acids. The record is from RefSeq and is a predicted model, not a curated record.
GUGGGGCCGAGCCUCCCUCGCCAGCCCCCCGCCCCGCCGCCAGCGCACGGCGGCAGCCAGACCGCCGCGGCACCGCCGGGCCGCCGCACAGCUCCGCUCUGCCAGCGGGAGCCGGCCGCGGAGCGGGCGAGGAUGCUGCCCCUCGGCCGCCGGCGCGGGGCCGGCCGCGCCCGCCGCCGGCACCGGCCGUACCCGCUGUUCCUCCUGUCAGCGCUGCUCUGGGCGCCGGCGCUGGUGGCCUUCAACCUGGACGAGGAGAAGCUGACGGUGUACAGCGGGCCCCCGGGCAGCUACUUCGGGUACUCGGUGGACUUCUACAUCCCCGACCCCAGCACAGUCAGUGUCCUGGUGGGAGCUCCCAAAGCCAACACCACGCAGCCAGACAUAGUGGAAGGAGGAGCGGUGUACUACUGCGCCUGGCCCGCCACCCAGUGCAGGCAGAUACCCUUUGAUAAUACCAACAACAGGAAAAUUAAAGUCAAUGGCACCAGGGAACCUAUUGAGUUUAAGACAAAUCAGUGGUUUGGGGCAACAGUCAAAGCUCAUAAAGAAAAAGUUGUGGCUUGUGCUCCCUUAUAUCAUUGGAGAACCCUUAAAGAUAGCCCUGAGAAGGACCCUGUUGGCACCUGCUAUGUAGCAAUUCAGAACUUCAGUGCCUAUGCUGAAUAUUCACCUUGUCGCAACAGCAAUGCAGAUCCGGAAGGACAAGGCUUUUGUCAAGCAGGUUUCAGCUUAGAUUUUUACAAGAAUGGAGACCUGAUAGUAGGCGGGCCUGGUAGUUUUUAUUGGCAAGGUCAGGUAAUCACUGCAAGUAUUGCGGAUAUCAUUGCAAAUUAUUCCUUCAAGGAUAUUCUGAGGAAACUGGCACGAGAGAAGCAAACAGGAGUGGCACCACCCUCGUAUGAUGACAAUUACAUGGGAUACUCUGUGGCUGCUGGGGAAUUUACUGGGGAUUCUGAGCAAGAGUUGGUUGCUGGAGUCCCGAGGGGAGCACAGAACUUUGGCUACGUCUCAAUUAUUAAUUCUUCAGACUUGACCUUUAUCCAGAACUUCACUGGUGAACAGAUGGCGUCUUAUUUUGGGUACACUGUUGCAGUAUCUGAUGUUAACAAUGAUGGUUUAGAUGAUAUCUUAGUUGGCGCCCCUCUCUUUAUGGAACGAGAAUUUGAGAGCAAGCCUAAAGAAGUUGGGCAAGUUUAUCUAUACCUGCAAGAAAGUGCUUUCAUCUUCGGAGAUGCGCAAAUUUUGACAGGCACUGAAGUGUUUGGUAGAUUUGGCAGUGCAAUCACGCACCUUGGAGAUCUCAAUCAAGAUGGAUAUAAUGAUAUUGCUAUUGGUGCACCAUUUGCAGGAGAAGACAGAAGAGGGAAAGUGCUCAUUUACAAUGGAUACAGUAAUGGGUUAAAUACUAACCCUUCCCAGGUUCUCAAUGGAGCCUGGGCCUCACAGUCCAUGCCUUCGGGAUUUGGCUUCACUCUAAGAGGAGACUCAGAUGUAGACAAGAAUGAUUACCCAGAUUUAAUUGUAGGUGCAUUUGGAGCUGGAAAAGCAGUUGUUUACAGAGCCAGACCUGUUGUGACAGUGAAUGCUCAGCUCAUUCUGAACCCCAUGAUUGUGAAUCCAGACAAUAAAACUUGUCAGCUCCCUGGCUUUCAGCUUUUGGUCGCCUGCUUUACUGUAAGAGUCUGCGCAGACUUUGAAGGUCAAAGUAUUUCAGAUGAGAUAGUGCUGAAAGGUGAAUUGCAAUUAGAUUCAUUGAAACAGAAAGGAGCUGUUAAGAGGACCCUCUUCUUUGAUUAUCAUCAGUCACAUCAUUACUUCUCCAUUGUGAUAGAAAGACAGAAACAGCUCCAUUGCCAGGACUUCCUUGUUUAUCUCAGAGAUGAAACAGAAUUUAGAGAUAAAUUAUCUCCCAUCAAUAUAAACUUGAAUUACAGUUUGGAUGAAUCCAAUGUUGAAGAUAGCUUGACUAUGAAGCCAAUACUGAACUAUUACCAGAAAAGCUCAGUAACAGAACAGGCUUACAUUCUUGUUGAUUGUGGGGAGGACAACUUGUGCAUUCCUGACUUGCAGCUUUCUGCUAUGCCAGAUAAAGAUCAGCUAAUAAUUGGAGAAGAAAACUGUGUCAUGCUCAUAAUAAAUCCAAGGAAUGAUGGGGAAGGAGCCUAUGAAGCUGAGCUACAUAUAAAGAUUCCACCUGAAGCAGAUUAUACCGGGGCUGAACGCAACAACAAGGCACUGCGUGUAUUGAGCUGUGAUUACAAGAUGGAAAAUGAAACAAGAAUGGUGGUUUGUGAUCUUGGGAACCCCAUGGUGGCUGGCGCAAACUUCUCUACAGGCAUUCGAUUUUCGGUUCAGCAUUUUGAAAAUGCAGAUUUCAGCAUCAAUUUUGAGCUUCAAAUAAAAAGUUCUAACAAGAUUAAUCCCACCAGCAAUUUAGUUAACCUCCACAUCAACAUCAGUGCUGUGGCUCAAGUACAGAUUAGAGGAGUGUCUCACCCCCCAACAAUUAUUUUGCCGCUUCACAACUGGGAACCCAAAGAUGAACCUACAAAAGAAGAAGAACUUGGUCCUUUAGUAGAACACAUCUAUGAGCUGCACAAUAUAGGACCAAGUGCCAUCAACAAUACAGUUCUCCAUGUCGGCUGGCCUGUGUCAAGUCAAGAAGAAUUUCUUCUUUAUAUUCUUCAUAUUCAGACACAUGGACCAUUGCACUGUCAGACGAGCUCUCCUAUUAAUACAAUGCAAAUAAAGUUUGCUAUUCCACAAGACACUCCUGAACUUGCUGCUUUUUUGUAUAAUUCCACAAUUUCUCAUUACAUCAGGAGAAGGGAUGUCACAGUGGCAGAACCUCACAGGAAAAACUCUGCAAAAAUAUUGAACUGUACAAAUGUGAAGUGUAUCCUAAUUUCCUGCACUGUGGGACAACUGGAAAGAGGGAAGAGUGCAGCGCUAAAAAUCAGGUCCCGGCUAUGGGCCCAAACAUUCCUGGAGAGAAAGAAUGAUCUCUAUACUCUUUCUUCCAAUGUGUCCUUCGAAGUUAAGAGCAUGCCAUAUAAAGUGCAACCAGCAAAGCUCCCCAAGGGAAGCAUAGCAAUCAGAACGUCUGUCAUUUGGUCCACUCCAAAUGUCUCCUUUGUAAUCCCUUUAUGGGUUAUAAUACUAGCAAUACUUCUUGGACUACUGGUAUUAGCUAUGUUGACCCUAGCUCUAUGGAAGUGUGGCUUCUUUGACAGACCUAGACCUCCUCAAGAUGACAUGGCUGACAGGGAACAACUGACAAAUAACAAGACUACUGAUGCAUAGAGGAAGAGUGACAGUUCAUGUCAGAACCCUGCCUGAGUCUAGAAACAUGAUGAGGAUUAAAUGAAGGAUUCCUUCCACCAGUUUUCCUUUGUACCUGCAAGUGACAUGGUGUCAUAAUCUGAUCUAUGCAACGUUCUGAGAACAUGCCACAUGAUGGCCAUCCUUGCCAAAGAAAGCAGCUUUAUCACUGCCUUACAAACAUACUCACCACUGAACAGUAAGUUUAUCCCAUAUUCCAGUCAGUCUACAUUUCAGCAGUUGCUUUUGAACACCUGUGGUAUACUGAGAUGCUUCCAGAACAAGCCCAAAUCUCCCAAGGAGAGAACACCUGCAUUGCUGUAUUGUCUAGAAGAUGGACCAGGACAAAACUUCUGAACGCUACUGUAUCAUGCAGAAUACCUUUGAAACCUCCCUAAGAAUAAGAACUUUUAUGAAAUUAUAGCUCAGGGAGACAAGCAAUAUAUCAGUACUGUGAAAGUACUUCUGAAAAACAAAGGUAGUCUAUAAAGAACUUUAUAGAUGGGGCACAAUUAUUUAUUUUUCCACCUUUUCAGGAUAAGUAUCUGAUAUAAUCAUCAACUUAGAUUUUGAGAGAAGAAAGUAAAAAAAUAGAAAUAAUGUACUUACCUUGCAUGUAAAUAGAAAACUAAACCCAUUGUACACACAGAACACAUCCUUCUUGGCUACAAGGUGUUUUGCAAAGCAGAAGAUUUAUGCAACACUUACAAGAUGAUAAACAAGUACAUGUCAUAUCUCUCAACCCAGAGCUGGUAGUAUCACACCCAGAUAACUAAAUCCAUGCACAGUAUAGAGCAGGGGAUGAGUUACCCUGUCCUUGCAUUGCUGAUGACUGACAGCUGUACAGCUGAUACAGGAUACAGUCAUUUGUGAAACACUGACUUAAAUUAUCACAGCCACACUGGUGAUACUGAGAAGGCUUGGGGGUUUUGGGCUAGGGUAAAUUUGCUUUGCCAUUGCCCUGUUACUUUGUUGAAAUGGCCUCUUAAAAUGGAAUGGCUACUGCCAUUGUAUCUUCUGUUUAAUUUGUGUCAUAGACCCUAACACUGUUCACCUAAAGAAAUCUUUGCUUUUUUUUUUUUUUUCCCUUUCCUUUUAGUCUACAAGCUGGCAGCAUAUUUAAAGUGUUGAUUUCAGCAAAGUUUAGGGCUGAAUAUAGUUCUUUCUUAAGCAAAGUCUUGCAAGGAAGGUGGGCAAGAUUUGUAUUCAUGCAGAAAAAUAGGAUGCCAGCCAGCCAAGCAUGAACAAAAAGAAGGAAACAUCUUUUCAGGUAAAGAGUAAAAAUACACAUUUAGGAUUUUUUUUUCUGGGUGAUGGAUUCUGAAGAAGAGAGGCUUCAUUCUUUCUGUUCUAUCAGCAAAUGGUCCUUAUCUCAGCAGGCAGUCUAAGCUCAGAUCUGUGCAAAUUUGUGCCUGAAAGCUUGAGUCUUCCAGUGCUGCCUGUGAGUGUGAAAUUAGCUAUAUUGUGUAAACUUCAGGAGGGAUUGUUCAUCUUCUGAAACAUACACCACACAUUCCUUCCCCUGAGCUCCUUUUCUUUCCAAUCCACCUCAGCUUCUUAAUUGGCAAAUGGCCUCAUCCAUUCUGCCACUUCUUGGCUCCUUUUAGGUAACUGCCCUUCUGCUUCCAAAGACUUCAGACAGGACUAGCUACAAGACAUUGUCACUUCUGUCAGUCUGACAGGAGAUUUUACAGUUUUACCGUUUCUUGCAUGCAGACUGACCUGUGAAAUCCAAGCAGGAGCUAGGAAACCUGGGCAGGUGUGUUCCAUCUUCAUAUCUAAGGCAAAUUUGCAAGAAGACCUUUAUGAAGUCUUUAGCUUAUCAGAUGCAGUGUGCCCAUGAAACUUAAUGAGAGGAGGAGACACAUGCCUCAGAAAACGGAGUUGAAGCACCGUUGGAUGGGGAGGCCUAACCACUUCCCAUUCCCACCAAAAACCGUUAACAGACCCCUUCCCCCAAAUGGGACCCCUUGUAGGUUAGAGAGAUCAGCUGAUAAAUACCACCACAAAGCAAGCCUGUCCCAUAUUUGCAUACCUCUGUAUCCCAUACAUUCCAGGCAAAAUCAUCCUCCCAUGAAAAAGACAGUGUGCUUCUAGCAUUUGUAAAUAUUGAAUUGUUGUGUGUAACAGCUUCUGAAAUAAGAUCAGCUAGCUCAUUACAGUCAUAUCAUCUACACAACUCUGAUGAAAUAGCACCAUAAGGAGAUACUGAACAUAGGACUUUUGUAUGUGCAAUAUUUUAUAUUACUUAUAUACCUGAAGCAUGUUUACACUGGCAUUUGUGGUUGCUUUUUAAACUUUUGAAUAUACUGAUUAAUGAUUACAAUAAAGAAAAAAAAUAGGAAAAAAAAAUGAAAACAAACACAGCUCUGUUUAGUAUUUGUUGCAAUGUUUUUUCAAUCCUGCAUUGCUCUGAGGAUGGGACUAGGUGACCUAAUAAGUUCUUUGCAGUUGUAACAUCUAUGGUUCACUUUUGAGCAAUUACUCUCCAUUUUAAUGAUGGGCAAAACAUGUUCAGAUACUAAAUUUAAACCAAAAAAACCCUCAGUGACUGCUGGGCUUGGCUGGAAUCCAUUGGCUGCAGCUGUGUAAUGUCACUGGAACCCAAAUUAGAGGCACAUGAUCUGACAAACAGUUACUUUGAGCAAUACUUUGUUUUAUAUUUCUACAUCCUUGUAGAUUAAACUUCCCCCAUGGAAAUGUCUGGAGCCGUAUGCUGUCAAGGACUGUAGUCUUGGUCCCAGCAUUUGUGGAUAGCUUUGGCUGCAAAUUGCAAACAGCUUUGCGAAGAAGAUUUCUGGGUUUCAGUGCUUGCCAGGAGUGUUUAUCCCCUGGGGAGAUUGCAUCCUGUAUGUGGUCACUAGCAGGCAGUCGACAUAAUCUUUCCCCCCAGUAUAUUAAUAAUGUACUACACGAUAACCUCUGCCACAUCCCUAUAUGACUGAACUUUUGCUUCAGUGACGUCAGCCUUGUAACAAGUUACUAAAUGCAGCUUUCUGUAAAAGUAAUUCAGCCUUGCACUUCCAAAUGUAUGUGGUGAGCUGCUAAUUGCUGAGAGCACAGGAGCAGUCUGGAGAGCAGAAAAAACAGGAGAUUACUUUAUAAAUUAAAGCCUUUUAAAACCGUUUAUUGCUAUGACCACCACAGCGGUCUAGUAAAUAGAGACAUUCAUCUUUUAUUUCACAUGCUUCUUGCUGAGUUUGAGAAAGGCUGUCCAGUUAUUUCAUCCAUGCAGCAGACUUUUUAAGAGUAUCAAGUGUCAAGCGACAUUCUCUGCUUUAUGAAAAUUUCAGAAUUUACAUAACAGGGACCAGUACAUUUGAAUAUGUUGUCACUUAUGGAUUUAAUCUUUAAAGGUAUUUAGCAAAUACAAUUUUCAUUUAACCACCGGGUUGUUAACAAGAAUUUUUUCUUGUCAACAUUCUGUAACUCAUUUACAAUUUUUUCCAUCUUCUCCAACUUUUUUGCCCUGACAGCUUUUAUGUGUUUCCCACAUUAGACAUCUCUUAAAAAUGGCACUGAUUUUCUCUACCUUUUAGCUGUGGUUUUUUCAUCCAUUAGCAAGAAGUAUCUUCUGGUAGGCAUGGCAUACAUUAACUAGAAAGCCUUUUGGGAACCAACAAAACACCUAGAGAUAUGCAGGGAAAAGAAAGUCCCAACUGGCCAUGGCCUAUGGUAUUCCACUACAUUGUAGCAAACUUUUUUUAAUUAAAUACCAUCUGACACUCUGCCUUUAGGAAUUGUUUAUGAGUGAGUGUUUUAUUUAUGAUUGUGGGCAAAGAUCCAUAUUAAAAUGUAGUGUAACGGUAGUGCCUCUUGACAAUAAAAAGUCUUGAAUUUAGCUUAUGCAGGCGCCAUGAUGUGACACAGCAGGAAUGCUUUUAAUAUUGAAGGACUGUUCAUGUUUUGCCUGUAUGUCGUAUUUCAGGGGCAUUUAACUAUUCAAGAUGCUACCCUACUGUACACAGUGAUUUUUAGAAAAGAAUGGAAGUAAUUGUUGAACUCACUUUUCAGAUGGUUUCAUUUGUUUUCAUCAUGUUGGUCUACUUAACUGAUGCACCACAUUUCAUUUGGUUAUGUAUUGUUCUUUGUUUCAGUAACGGUUUGUAAAGUGGACUUCAGCAACUCUUUCCAAAACUGGACUGCAUCAGGCAGUAUUGCUUUUCCAGAAGCAAGCUCAGGAUAACAGCAGCAGAGCAGAAUUCAGGAUGCUAUGUGAAAUGGUCAGUGCAUUGCAGGGGCUAGCUUACUUUUCAGCAGUUUACCCAAAUUCAUAUUCAGAGUCAUAUUAACAAAACAUCAACCUUAGACUCCCCAUUUCUCCUGUCAGGGAGGGCCAGGGGGUGCCCUUUUUUGUCAGCAUUGUAAAGACCAAAUACCAAGCAAUCCUCACAGCAAACCUGGGGAGGGGAGACCACAUUGUAUACCUGCACAAGACAAGUAAAAGGCAACCAAAUCAAGUAUAUGGCAAAAGCACAAACAACAUCUGUCUUCUGAUGCUCUCCUGGUCAUGAAGGUUAACAUUUUCCCAGCAAAAGCAAUCUGCCCACUUAUCACAUUAGACCAGCAGCACCAGAAAAUAAUCUGAAGUUGCAAAAAGUUUCCAUGAAUCUCAUAUCCUUUGUAGAUAUUUUACAUUUUGAAGUUUAUAUGAUAGCUCUUGGCUCUUCAAAUAGCCUUACUGAUUUUUUUUUUGUUGGUUUUUAAUAUUUUAAUAGCAUUUAGAAAAAGUUAGGUCAGCAUAGUAAAAGCUGAAAAAAAAAAUUUUUAAACUAACAAUGAAGUCUCACAGGAGACCCAGGCUUAGAUCUGGACUCAUCUUUUUCAUUUUUAGGUGCAGAAGAGACAUCAGGAGAUAUCUCAGGUGUCUGCUGAGACUUCCAAGGGUGUAAUGGCUUUGUUAUAACAAACACUCCCAUGCCAACUAACAUGAAAACCAGAAGAUAUUAUUUUUAAUGAUCCAACAGUCUAUCAUUCCCUGCUAUAUGCCCUGCAUACAAGAACAGGCAGAACAUGGGUAAAUGGCACCAUUAAACUAGGUAGUAGGAUGAGACAUUCACAGUUUGACUCAGUACACCAGAAAGAACCUUUCCUGUGGAGAAAGACAAAGACUGAAUUUUCUCAGUGGCUAAAAUUAGGAAAGAUUUGUUUUUCUAGAGGAGAACACGACACCACGGAAGCCCUGCCCUUCAAGCAUAAUGGGUACAAGCAUAAACGCGAGGUAGCUGGGCACAAGGGACUUAAUAUUAAGCAGUUAAGGAGGCUGCAGGAUACUACGUUAACUAUAAAUGACCUAGAGGGAAGGGCUAGGAGACUCUAGAGGAGAAAUCAAACCUUUAAACACAUAGAUGUUACCACAGAGUAGAUCAGAAACAACAAGAAGGUUGAUUAGUAAGAUGGAUGGAUUGGAAAUAAGGCUCAGCUACAGCAGAUGAGAAGUUGUGACCCCAGAAGAUAACGAGACUAAUGAUCUAUUACAGUGAUUUUUUUUUUCACAGUGACCAACUGAUUCAUUGCUUCUGCAAAGUUUGAGGAAGACCAUUUCCUUAGUAAUUAGAUAACGAAAGGAAAAAAUAUCUCUGCAGCUGUGACAGGACUAUUGAGUUAUCUGUGAAUCCCUCUCAUUCGUAAAUAAAGGGCUGUAUUCACUUCAUUGACUUUGAGAGAAGGAAGGAGGUGGCAAAGACAUGAGACUUGAAUUUGUUCCAGCAUCUGCUAAAACCUUCUGGCUUCACUGUUGUUUCAAAGUGACUGUUCAGUAUUUGCUGAGGCUAUACAACAUCUUUCACUGUAGUAGUACAGACUGUGCUGUCCAAAGGUAAUAGAAAGACAUUUUUCCCAAACCAGUAAAAACUAAAUCUUUUGUGGAAACUUUCCAUCUAUGCCUGGCUUACCCAGGAGACCUGAGGAGUAAAGUGGGGUUUAAGUGGGAUUUUUUAUUUAUUUUUUUUAUUUAUCAAGCAUUGUAACAUACAUUAAGAAGCUUCUCUAUAUGUGUAUAUAGCUUCAGUCCUUAUAUACAGUUUUAAGUAGUUAAACUGAAGUAAUUCUUUGCUAACAGAUGAAGGAGGCACAAGUAAAUCAGCAAUGGAAUUGAAAAGUUAAUUGAUGAAGUGAAGAUGACAAUGAUCCUAUUUAAGUUUGGCUGUAAUGAAUGGUUUGCUUUAUAUUUUUAAAGUAUACUAUUUAUUUAAUUCUACAUUUAAUAUAUUAUGGUACUAAUGAAGCACUUACUUAGACAUUACUAACAGUGAUAUUUGUGUUUAAUGUAA